Messenger RNA from Salvelinus sp. IW2-2015, 6224 nucleotides. The record is from RefSeq and is a predicted model, not a curated record. Lineage: Eukaryota; Metazoa; Chordata; Actinopteri; Salmoniformes; Salmonidae.
AUAGAACAGAUCUACCGCUUCUUAGACUUGCCUUCAAUGAGAACGACAUAUCUAUAACUCACAUUUCUAUGUGCGUUUUGUCGGGUCGCCCAAAGAGUUACAUAUUGCAGCUUUAAGUUAUAUGUCAACUCAAAACUAGUCAAUAAAAUAUUUAAGUAUAAUUUACAAUACAUGUUCAUUAAGCUUCACAUUUUACAUCUGGAAACUACACUUUUACUGUGUACAUUGUCUAAUCUGACACUACACCAGUACUGUAUAAAGCUGGUAAUCUGAAUCAAAGGUCAUUAGAUACUGUAGAUAUCUAAAUAGAUUAUAGAAAUUGAUAUGCUUGUUAGUUUGAAUGAUUUACUUGUUCAUUGAUUUGCCAGUCAACAGAGGCGGAGAUAUACAGAAAGAGAAUGUGAGAAAAGGAGAGACUCAGGAAGUCAACAGGGGAAGUUUAGUGGUUUCUUGCGUCAUUGCUUGCUGCUGCUUGGUUGUGCCUGUGCAGAGUGAAGGUAGGAACAGUCUUAACUCUCUUACUCUUUCUUAUUCUUGUUUUUACCUGUAAGUCACCCCGACACGGGACAAGAGUAGCAGUGACACCAACACAUCCUCCGAUGUGGGAUGGUAGGGGUCAGGGGGAUGGAGAGGUGGGGUCAGGCUCAGAGGCUUUAUGUUCUACGACAGGCCUGCAGUCACAAUGUACAGUUAAAUGGACUUCAGCUGUAGUGAGAGGGCCCCAAUUGCCACGAGAGACAGAGAAGAGAGGGUCACAGAACAGUCAGAGACUUGGUUUGGGGUGUCAGGGUGUCCCAUCAACAUAGAGAGGCUUGAUUGAAUUUGAAGUGUCCCCAGAUCACAGCACUGAGAGGGCGACUGGGAGUAUUGGGGUGAAGGGUGUGGCUUGUUCAUUUUGUGAAAAAAUAUAUUGGUGGAAAGUGAAGAGUUAUGUAUGCUGUAGAUUGUGAGCGAUGCACAGUUUGAUUUGAAGUGACCACAUUAAGUGUUGUGUUGGUGUAUACAUAUGAUUUUGCUGGUUUCUUACUUUACAGAGUGCCACAAACACAACAACAUACCGCAUGACCCAGCAGAAUAGCUUAACACAGCUCAGUAUAGCACAGUAAAGUAAUGCACUUCACAGAGUUAAACAUAAAGCACAAUAAAAUCCAAUGAAGAAAACAACACCGCCUGUAAUAUGAACAGCACAUUGUAAAUAUAUAUGAAAUCCACGUUACAAUUGACCAAUUCAUACAGAAAAUACUAAUAUUAAACACGCACAUACACACAUAGUUAACAACAGGGCUGAAUGUGAGAAGUUGAGGCAGGAGAAAAUAAGAGAUGCGGAGACUCCGGAGAAAAGGAGGGAACAAUGAGAAGGUGUUUGGCUGUCACCUGUUGGACCACCUGGCUAUAACCUGUCAGGAGAUUCCUCAGGUGCUGCGAAGCUGCAGUGAAUUCAUUGAGAAGCAUGGGGUUGUAGAUGGAAUCUACAGGCUAUCUGGGGUGUCAUCCAACACACAGAAACUAAGGGGUGAGUUUGACAGUGAGGGAACCCCAGAUCUCAAUAAGGAUGUGUACCUGCAGGACAUUCACUGUGUCAGCUCUCUCUGCAAGGCCUACUUCAGAGAGUUGCCCAAUCCUCUCCUCACAUACCAGCUCUAUGACAAAUAUGCUGAAGCUGUGGCAAUUCAGCUGGAGGACGAGAGGCUGGUGAAGAUCAAGGACGUGCUGAAGGAAUUACCCACUCCCCAUUACAGAACUCUAGAGUUCCUGAUGCGUCACCUUGUAAAGAUGGCUUCUUAUUCCUCACACACCAACAUGCAUGCCCGGAACCUCGCCAUUGUUUGGGCUCCAAACCUUCUCAGGUCAAAAGACAUUGAGGCGUCAGGGUUUAACGGUACUGCAGCCUUCAUGGAGGUGAGGAUCCAGUCCAUCGUAGUGGAAUUCAUCCUCACCCACGUGCCCCAGCUGUUUCCUGAUUCAGGUAUUGGUCUGGAGUGUCUUAAGUCAUUCCCAUCUCCCUCUAUACACAAUCCAGAGAAACCUUUAUUCCGGGCCAUUCCAUUCCAGUUAGGCAAUAUCAGCCCAGGGGACGGCCCCCCAGCCAUGCGUUCAUAUCACGCCAUCAUCGACGGCACAGACAAGAGGAAGGGAUCUCUCAAGAGCAGGAAGUGGAAGUCCAUCUUCAAUUUAGGAGGCAGACUCCAAGACCCGAGACGAAGGAACAAGAACUCAACCAAAGAAAAAGAGAGAACUGUCUUAAGGCCAGCCAAGAGCAUGGAUUCCCUGAGCUCAAUGCCCUAUUUGCAUGAAGGUUCCAGACAACGAGCCCCUUCCACUGUCAUGUCCCCCCUGGCUCAGCCCUCUCCCUGUCCCCAAGGUGGUGCUGAUAGAGGGGCAUCCACUAAUGGUAGUGAUGUGGGCAGCGGAUAUGCUGUGACCUUCCGGAGGGGUCAGGGGGCUAGUGUGAGUGUAGUGAGCGGGGGAGCAAAGGGCAAAUACAGUCGACUGGACAGUCACUGUAGUGGGGGCAACAGCACUGAGGCUCUGCAACCCCCAUCCAGAUCCCCAGGACUCUCCAGCAAAGCGGACCGGCGGGCAGGGAUACACAUCUCCGGACCUUUCUCAGUCACCGUCCCCCUUCACAUCACAUCAGGCCUGGCCUUUGGGGUGCUGCAGGGGGGUGGAGCAGAAAGGGGCAAUCAUAGCAGAGAUAAGGGGGAGGGUGAGAGACAGGAGGAAGGGGAAAGGCACAUCCGAGUGGAAGUUGUGGUGGAGGACGAGACUGACGGAGUCAACAGAAGAGAUCAAGAGGUAUCGGAGGAGAGGAGAGAUGAGGCAGAGGAUGAUAAAGUUGAAGGAAAAGAAGACAGAAGAAAGGAGGAGGAACUGAAUGGGGACUGUGUAUCUAAGCCAUCAGAGGAGAGGGGUGAAGAGAGUGAGGGUGGAGGAGAGGAUACAGUAAACGAUGAAGAGGAGGAUGAAGAGGGAGAACACAUGGAAAUCAAAGGCUCUGUGCAGACUGCCCUGGAUUCUCCAAAUGGUGUCAGAAAUGACGCAGUUGCCACAGAUGUGCCGUACCCUACGACGAUGGAGGAGGACGAUGCACAAGUCCAGGACUGCCCACUAGACUUUCAGGAUACUUUUGGAUUCCUGGACCUCAUGGACAGCAGUGCCUCCACCAAGAUGUUCCAGGCGUUCUCAGUGGAGCCUCAUCAUGGGGAAGAUGAGUAUGAGGACGAGGUGGAGCAGAGAUCCCCUGAACUCUCACAUGACAAACCAGACUCUGUCACACAGCCACCUGUAGACACACAGACACAAAUACAGACAGGCUGCCAAACAGAGACACACACACUGAGGCAGACACAAACGCCCACACACAGACCUCUAAGCUUUGAUCAAUAUGUACGAGCCGACAAGUCAAUGAGUCUACCUUACAUGUCCAGGCCCUUCCUGCCUGCUCGGUGCUCUUCCUCUGAAGAAGAGGAUAAUGACGACAAAGAUGCUGAUUACGACAGAGAAGAUGAGGACGAUGAUGACAUGUUCUGUAAAAGUCUACCUUCUAGUUUGGUGUUCAACAGACUGACAUGGAGUGGGCCUCAGACUGACGUGGAGAGCGCUUUGUCCCUCCCUGCUAAGCCCUCACAACAAUUGGACAGUGCUUCUGAUGACAGACCAAUUCCUAUGGACCUAUCACAGAGUUCUGAGGCCAGAAUGCCUACUGAGCACUUGGACAUUGAUUCCCCUGAUUGCUGUAACCCAUCAGAAGAGGUCUUGAGGCAUAGCAAGGCUGAAGAAGAGAAUAGACUGGAAGCGAUAGACCUGUUGGGGGAGGAGGAUGCAGGGCAGGAUCCAGACAACCAGGAGAAAGACCAGGCAGACACACUGACGAAUACAUGCACAGAAAGCACUGAGAUACAAGAAUGUUGUCACUCGGUUGAAACGAGCAUGACGAAGGAAGAGGACAUUGAGAGGGGCCUCGCUUCAGCGUCCUCAUCAACUGACUGUGAGGAGGCCUCACUGCAGACCACUGCAGAGGAAGAGGACACUGGAGUUCACCUGCAGCUCAGAGACGAGGAGGACCUGAAGAGUCACUGUGGUGAAGGUGUGAUUUCAGAGGGUUACAAUGGCGAUACCGUGAGCGAAGCCGAGAAAGCAGAUUCACAAGAGCAUUUACUCACUGCCUGUCGUAUAGUUUCCUGUGCUGAAGAGCCAAAGAACAUACUCAAUGAGCGAUCGGAGGUAGUUUCAGCUGGGGGCGCAAUGGAGCAGCCUGAAAAUAGUGCUGAGAGGGAUAGCGAGGGAAAGGAGGAAGAUGUAGAGGAAGAGAUGGAGGAAAGAGAAGAUAGAAAUAAGGGAGAAUUUAACAAACAAGAAGGAGAGGUAACAAGAACUGAGACUGAGAAGAGAGAGGUAUUAAAGGAGUUGGAAGAAACAGAAGGGGAGGACUUUGGGGCGAGGGCGCAAAGAGGAAUGAUUGAAGAAGAGGAAAGGAUUGCAGGUGAGGAAGGGGAAGUAGGAGAAGAAGACAUUUAUGAGAUAAAGAGCAUAUUAGCCAGGGAUGACAUGAUGGAAAGUGGAGAGAGGAAGGAUAGGGAAGGGGAGACUGAGGAAAGUAAAGUUAUGGAGGAGGUGAUAGAAACCAAAGAGGGAGAGAGUAUUAGAGUACAGCAGAAAGAGAUAGAUAAGGAAGGAGAGAGUAAGACAAGUGAAGAGAUGAGUGCAAAAGAAGAGACGAAGCGAGAGGUGGAAGGAGUGGAUACCAUGGGAGAGACUGAGGAAGAGGCAGCUGAAGAGGGGAUGGAAAAUAUGUUGAUUGAUAAUGAGGAGCAUAAACAGGACCUAGAGGCACAGCAUGUUUUAGAGAGAGGAGAAAGAGCUAUAGAUCUGAUGAAGGAUGUUGCGGGAGAGGGAGAUGAGGAGGGAGAUAAAGAGAUGGAAGUGGGAGGUGUAAUCAGGGACGAAGAAGGAGAUAGUAUACAUGUGGUCCAACAGGAGACAGAGGAACAUGAAUCAACAGGGCCAGAUAAGGAGAACCAAGAGAGGGAGAAUGAAGGAGAGACAAAAGACCAACUACAGAUACCAACAAUAAUAGAGGAAAGUGAGGAAGAACUGAAAGAGGUCCAGAUUUACAUCAAAGAAUUGAAUAAGGGACAGAAGGAAGGGAGAGGUAGUAAAGUGGGUUCUGAAAAAGGGGUGGGGAGAGUGCUGGUCAGGUCUAAACAACAAACACCCCCUAAAGUGUGUCAAUCAAGAUCAGUGCCAAUGGUACCACCCAAGCCACAUCACUGCCGAAUAACUUCACUGAACCUCAGACAAGAGCAGCAGAGGGAGAGGAGAGCGGCAGACAGAGCCAGGGGGGAGGGAAAGGUACACAGGGCUUUGGGACAGCAAGAUAAGGACAAAGAGAGAAAGAUGGAAGGGAAGCCAGAGCAUGACAAAGUCUGCGAGACAGAACAACAGUGAAAUUUGAAAGGGGAAGAUGAGGACAGAGGCAAAAGGGAGUGGCAGGAACAGUGGGGAGGGGAGAGGAGGAGAGAUGUGGAAGAGGGGGGAAUGAGAGACAUGAUGAAGAACAGUCAAAUAAGUAUGUGUUUUGAUGAAGCUGUUGAAAUGGAAAUCAAGAGAGGGAGUGAGGAAGAGGGAAGCAGUGAGAGGGAGAAACAGAAAGAUUGAGGAUAUGAAGUACAAUAAAGAGAAAGAUGUGGACAAAGACGCCAGUAAAUGUUGUAGUCAUCGACUCUGUCUGGACGGUUAGUAUACAACUGAUCAUUUAUAUACAAUAUAUAAAUACAUUAAACAUUUAAUUUUUAUUAUACUCCCUGUAUAAUUCAGCCUGGGUCUAGAACCGGCCCACUCAGAUUCAGGGCAACUCAGAAAACUGAUCCUCCGCACUCUCUCUCUCUCCCUCUGUAAAUGUCCCCCUUUUUGUUGCUGCUUUUAACCUAUUAAUGUAACUUACCAUUUUAACUGCUUGGUUUUAAUCAAUCUGCAAAGAGUUGUCAAUGUACACCAAGUAUGGAAAUCUCAGGUAUCACAUCUCAUGCAUAAGCACAAUUGGUGUUGUUAAGAGUGAGCAAGCAAAUGGUGAGAAAGCAAAUGUAAUAACUUUUUAGGAGUUAAUGAUUGCUUAAUGAUUGUCUAGAGAUGUUUUUAAGGGCAAUGUGUCAUCAUUUGUGUCAAUUCCAUUAAACAAUGCAUUUUCUGUUUUAUUUGUUUUUGUAAAUAAACUUCUUCUGCAA